GUGGUCGGGGCUCGGGACUGGCUGCCAUCUUAGUCGAGGGACUGAGGAGUCGCCGCCGCCCCGAGUCCCGGUAACAUGCAUUUCACAGUGGCCUUCUGGAAACAACGCCUUAACUCAAAGAAGUGAUUCAUCCAGUGAGAACUUAAGUCUACAAAGAACUGACAGAUGCAGACACCGCAGAAAGGUUUGCUGUCCUUUUGGUGGUAUGUCUGACAGUGAAUCACAGCUUGGUUCAAUGGGUAGCCUGACAAUGAAAUCACAACUGCAGAUUACUGUCAUCUCAGCCAAACUUAAAGAAAAUAAAAAGAACUGGUUUGGACCAAGUCCUUAUGUAGAAGUUGCAGUAGAUGGACAGUCAAAGAAGACAGAAAAAUGCAAUAAUACGAAUAGUCCCAAAUGGAAGCAACCCCUUACAGUUAUUGUUACCCCUACGAGUAAAUUACAUUUUCGUGUGUGGAGUCACCAGACACUGAAAUCUGAUGUUUUGUUGGGAACUUCUGCAUUAGAUAUUUAUGAAACAUUAAAGUCAAAUAAUAUGAAACUUGAAGACGUCGUCGUGACUUUGCAGCUUGUAGGUGACAAAGAGCCAACAGAGGCAAUGGGAGACUUAUCCGUUUGUCUCGAUGGACUGCAAGUAGAGGCGGAAGUUGUCACGAAUGGUGAUACUGCAUCCUCCGAAAGUGCUUCUCAGGAUGAUGGCUGUAGGCCCAAGGAUGAAACCAGAUUGAACACAAAUGGAUCAGAUGACCCUGAGGCUCCAGGGUCUGGGGAAAAUAGGAAGGUCAAUGGGAGCAAUUCUCCAUCACUUUCAAAUGGUGGUUUUAAGCCUUCUAGACCUCCAAGACCUUCACGACCACCCCCACCCACCCCACGUAGACCAGCAUCUGUCAAUGGUUCAGCAUCUGCCAAUUCUGAAAGUGAUGGGUCUAGUACAGGCUCCCUGCCCUCCACCAAUACAAAUACAUCCGAAGGAGCAACGUCUGGAUUAAUCAUUCCUCUUACAAUAUCUGGAGGCUCAGGCCCAAGGCCGUUAAACUCUGUAAAUCCUGUAACUCCCGUAACUCAAGCUCCCCUACCGCCCGGUUGGGAGCAGAGAGUGGACCAGCAUGGACGUGUUUAUUAUGUAGAUCAUGUUGAAAAAAGAACAACGUGGGAUAGACCUGAACCUCUACCUCCCGGCUGGGAGCGGCGUGUUGACAAUAUGGGACGUAUCUAUUAUGUUGACCAUUUCACAAGAACAACAACAUGGCAGAGGCCAACACUGGAAUCUGUCCGGAACUAUGAACAGUGGCAGUUACAGCGUAGUCAGCUUCAAGGAGCAAUGCAGCAGUUUAACCAGAGAUUCAUUUAUGGGAAUCAAGAUUUAUUUGCUACAUCACAAAAUAAAGAAUUUGACCCUCUUGGUCCAUUACCACCUGGAUGGGAGAAGCGAACAGAUAGCAAUGGAAGAGUAUAUUUUGUCAACCACAACACGCGAAUUACCCAAUGGGAAGACCCUAGAAAUCAGGGUCAACUAAAUGAAAAGCCCUUACCUGAAGGCUGGGAAAUGAGAUUCACCGUGGAUGGAAUUCCAUACUUCGUGGACCACAAUAGAAGAACAACCACCUACAUCGACCCCCGCACAGGAAAGUCUGCUCUAGACAAUGGACCGCAGAUAGCCUAUGUUCGGGACUUCAAGGCAAAGGUUCAGUAUUUCCGGUUUUGGUGUCAGCAACUGGCCAUGCCACAGCAUAUAAAGAUCACAGUGACAAGAAAAACAUUGUUUGAGGAUUCCUUUCAACAGAUAAUGAGCUUCAGCCCUCAAGAUUUGCGAAGACGUUUGUGGGUGAUUUUUCCCGGAGAAGAAGGGUUAGAUUAUGGAGGUGUAGCAAGAGAAUGGUUCUUUCUUUUGUCACAUGAAGUUUUGAAUCCAAUGUAUUGCCUGUUUGAAUAUGCAGGGAAAGAUAACUACUGUUUGCAGAUAAACCCUGCUUCUUACAUCAAUCCUGAUCACCUGAAAUACUUCCGUUUUAUUGGCAGGUUUAUUGCAAUGGCUCUAUUCCAUGGGAAAUUCAUAGACACUGGUUUUUCUUUACCAUUCUAUAAACGUAUCUUGAACAAACCAGUUGGACUUAAGGAUUUAGAAUCUAUUGAUCCAGAAUUUUACAAUUCUCUCAUCUGGGUUAAAGAAAACAAUAUUGAAGAAUGUGGUUUGGAAAUGUACUUCUCCGUUGACAAAGAAAUUCUAGGUGAAAUUAAGAGUCAUGAUUUGAAGCCCAAUGGUGGCAAUAUUCUUGUGACAGAAGAAAAUAAGGAGGAAUAUAUCAGAAUGGUAGCUGAGUGGAGGUUGUCUCGAGGUGUUGAAGAACAAACACAAGCAUUCUUUGAAGGCUUUAAUGAAAUUCUUCCUCAGCAAUAUUUGCAGUACUUUGAUGCGAAGGAAUUAGAGGUCCUUUUAUGUGGGAUGCAGGAGAUUGAUUUGAGUGACUGGCAAAGACAUGCCAUCUACCGUCACUACACUCGGACAAGCAAACAAAUUAUGUGGUUUUGGCAGUUUGUUAAAGAAAUUGAUAAUGAAAAGAGAAUGAGACUUCUGCAGUUUGUUACUGGGACCUGCCGAUUGCCAGUUGGAGGGUUUGCUGACCUCAUGGGGAGUAAUGGACCACAGAAGUUUUGCAUUGAAAAAGUUGGGAAAGAAAAUUGGUUACCCAGAAGCCAUACCUGUUUUAACCGCCUGGACCUCCCACCCUACAAAAGCUAUGAGCAACUGAAGGAAAAGCUGCUGUUUGCCAUUGAAGAAACAGAAGGAUUUGGGCAAGAGUGACUUCUGAGUUACGACCUCACACCCCCGAAGGACAAGAACUUACUGCAAUGUUCGUCCUUUCCUUCCCUGCCUGUUGCACAGCUUGUAAAUUUGGACUGUGAUUAUUUAGAGAGUUAGCUGAGUGUAAGUAAAUUAAUAUUAUCAUUGAGAUUUAUCUCCCAGUGAUUCUGGGUGUCUACUCAGUGUUUUCAGAAAGCAGAUCUACAAACACUAGUCAAAACUUAACAUGAGAUUUAACAUGGCAACAACAUCUCUUGUCUUAUUCCACUAGAUUGUUUGUUAACAAGUUUUAUGUGUGUCAGAAGUCUCACUUGGGAGUAGGCCUUUUGUUUUUUAAGAGAUUCUGCAAAUAUGCAGGGAAGUCUCUUGAUAACUGCAAUAUUACACGAUCUUCCUAUUCGGCCUCUUCCUGCGAGGUGUUUAAUGAAAGUGCAAGCUUAGCCCAGCUCCUGGGCACGUGAGCAAGCUGCUGGCUUGUGCUCUCCCUCCCAUUUCAGCCUUGGCCUGACUGUUGUUUUUCAUUCCUGGAGCAUGAAUCAGUGCAUCAUUUUGAUGUUAUUUGUGGAAAUGAUGCAAGACUCUUGCAUCUUUCUACAGAGUAGUUUUGUCUAUUUGAAUUCAGGGAAAAAUUAGUCCCAGCCAGCAAAUGACUUCAUACCUCUCUUCAUUUGGAAGUUUGAGUAUUUUAAUUGCCUUGCAAAUACUAAACUUUACAAAUAAUGUCAACACUGUGGUUCCUUCACUGUUGUUUUUAAAAGUUAACCUAGAAUUAAAAUUAAUUUAGCUAAAUUCAUCUAAGGCCAUUCUUGAUGAUUUUAUAUGAUCCUAUGCAUAAAGUGAAGGUUUAUUCUUUUAUCAUAAUCCAACAACUUCAGUUGUUUCAUUAAUGAAUUCAAGUUGUAGCUAUUUUCUAGUCCAAAUAGAGGUUGGUUAUACAGUCUCUGAAUUCAUUUUCAAUCGGAAGAAAAAACAAAAAGAUGACAUCUAGCAACCACAGAAAUGUGUUCUCUUCAAAUUUGUCAUUUCUCUGGCACAGGUUGGAGUAGUCAUUUCCAUUUCUUACUUUGUCCCCAAUUGAAUUGAUAUGCCUCAUCUGCCAUAUAUUUUUUAUUCCGGAAACUUUGUAUUUCCCUUUUUUUUCUAUGACUAGUUUAUUUUAGAUUGCUCCUUUAGUAACUGAUGAAUGCACUUUGACCUUCUCUGUAGUAAUUAAUAUAACUUGGCUUAGCCUAUUAGACUGUCAGGAUGGCUGCUGCCAUAGAUUUGACAUUAUGAGCAGUGAGAUGAAGUCUCAGCCAGCUGAGUCCCUAUUAUAGCCAAACCCAGAGGAUAGCCUAUAACUCAUAUAACAGGGAAUUUGGCAUGUGUAGCAUAAACAAAGGUAGCAUGAAGCCAAGAACAUUCAGAGAGUACAAGCCACCAUUCCACAGGAAAAUAACUUUUUUUAUGUCCCAAGCUGCUCAUCCCAUUGACAUCCUGGAACAAGAACAUUUUUUAACUUGUGCAACUAUACUCUUUAACACUGCCAUCACAGCAGAGACUUAAGUGAAUGAAAGGGUUGCCUUCAUCCAGAAAUUGUCAGUGUAAAGGGAGAGAUUAGGUUCUCCCCAACCCUGGUUUUUAUCCUACAUACCACGGGAAAUAUACAUAAUCUCUAAAAAUCCUAGUUGUUUCCAAAGUAGGGUCUCUCUGCCUUUUUGUUGGUAGGGUUUUAAAAAAUACAUGCUAUUGCUUUGUCUUACAGAGCGAAUGUCUGCCAACUACCCACUGUAUAGGUCUGGACUUUGGUAAUAUAUGGUUAUGAAAAUUAAGCCCUCUAUAAAUACCUCCUAUUGAGUUGAAUUCUUGUAUUACAAUAUAGUUACCUACCUACAUAUUUACUAAAUUUAUGAGAUUAAGUGUAAGAAAAUAAGCUUUGAUUCUGCAUAAUGCUUCAUGAUUCACUUAGGGACCUAGAAAUAUUAUGUGAAAAUGUACAAAUAUCACCCAAAAGGCUUUCUGCCCUAUAUUUUUAAAAUACAGAAGUUAUAUUUGAA
Jaculus jaculus (lesser Egyptian jerboa) is the source of this 4839-nucleotide messenger RNA. RefSeq names its product itchy E3 ubiquitin protein ligase (gene Itch). The coding region runs from base 206 to 2803 and encodes 865 amino acids. The record is from RefSeq and is a predicted model, not a curated record. Gene Ontology annotation, biological process: protein K48-linked ubiquitination; protein K63-linked ubiquitination; protein K29-linked ubiquitination. Lineage: Eukaryota; Metazoa; Chordata; Mammalia; Rodentia; Dipodidae. The transcript is spliced from 26 exons. Gene Ontology annotation, molecular function: ubiquitin protein ligase activity; protein binding.